Gasterosteus aculeatus aculeatus (three-spined stickleback) is the source of this 5199-nucleotide messenger RNA. Lineage: Eukaryota; Metazoa; Chordata; Actinopteri; Perciformes; Gasterosteidae. The record is from RefSeq and is a predicted model, not a curated record.
CGCCCACACAUUGGACGUGUGUGUCCACAUGAGGUGCUGCUCUCAGUGGCUCUCUCCCCUCCACCGUUUGUAAUGCUUGGCUGGAGCCUCCCACCCCUCCCACUGCCAACCAGAGCCAGGACUUCACCCUCCUCACUCUCCCUCAUGGUUGCUGCUGCGGGCUGACAGAGGAAGGUUGGACUGGACCAAGGUAGACGGCUGUCCUACGCAGUGAUGUUGCUGUGGUCACUGUGGAGUGCGAUAUUGCUGCUGGUCCCCCUUGAAGCUGCAGAGGAGGACAAUGUCCGAGCAGGCUGUAGCACAGCUGUCAAUGACCUGGUCUAUAUUGUCGAUGGCUCAUGGAGUGUCGGCUUCUCUGACUUUGACACGGCCAAGCAGUGGCUCAUCAACAUCACCAGGCGGUUUGACGUCAGCUCCCACUACACACAGGUGGCUGUGAUCCAGUACAGUGACACGCCUCGAAUGGAGAUUCCUCUGGGGCAACACCAGAGCGGAGCGAAGCUCAUCCAGGCCAUACAGAGCAUCAGCUACCUGGGAGGAAACACACAGACUGGCAGGGCCAUCAAGUUUGCCGUGGACCACGUCUUCGCCUCCUCCAACAGAGCCAGCCAGGUCAAAAAUCGCAUUGCCGUCGUGGUCACUGAUGGCAAAUCUCAGGACGACGUGGUGGAUGCCAGUGUGGAGGCCCGAGCUCAGGGCAUUACAGUGUUUGCUGUUGGAGUCGGCAGUGAGAUCACCACCUCCGAGCUGGUAUCCAUCGCCAACAGGCCGUCAUCUGCCUAUGUCCUUUACGCCGAAGAUUACACCACCAUUGACCUCAUUCAAGGUUCCAUGGAGCAGAAGCUCUGUGAAGAGUCUGUUUGUCCAACACGAAUCCCGGUGGCCUCUCGGGAUGAGAAAGGCUUUGAGCUGCUUCUGGGCAUGAACAUUCAGAAGAAGGCCAAGAAGAUCCCUGGCUCUUUGAUUUCGGAGGCCGCUUACGCUCUGACGGCCUCCACCGACAUCACUGAGGACACCAGGGACAUCUUCCCAGAAGGCCUCCCUCCUUCUUACGUGUUCAUAGCCACCCUGCGUCUAAAGGGGACUUCUAGCCAGCUGACCUUUGACCUUUGGAGGGUGCUGUCCAAGGAUAAGGAGAUACAGGUCGCAGUGACACUGAGUGGAAAGGACAAAAGUGUCGUCUUUACCACCACUAGCUUAACUGCAGAGGAGCAGAGAGUCACCUUCAGAGGCGUCCAGACUCUUUAUGACGGAAAGUGGCAUCAGCUCAAAGUCCUGGUGAGACAACGUCAGGUCAGCAGUUUCCUGGACGAUCUGCUGAUCCAGGAAGAACUGCUGGAACCGGUGGAGCCCAUCUACAUCAAUGGGGAGACCCAGGUUGCUAAGAGACGGGGAACCGACCUCCCUGUGGCCGUGGAGAUUCAGAAGCUUCGUCUGUACUGUGACCCUCAUCAGAGCGAGAGAGAAACGGCGUGUGAGAUCUACUCUGUGGACGAUGAAAGGUGUCCUCUGAAUCGAACAGCCACCGCGGACGAAGAAGACUGCAACUGUGUGGUUGGACUACAAGGGCAGCGUGGGGCGCCCGGUCCCAUGGGUGUCAGAGGGGAGACAGGGAGGGAUGGACCACCAGGGCCUGAUGGUGCGCCUGGUUAUGACGGGAAACCUGGGGAGUCUGGUGCUUCUGGAUCACCAGGAAUGAAGGGAGAAGGUGGUCCAGCAGGACCAAGAGGGGAGCCUGGUCUAGAAGGCAUCAAGGGAGAGCGAGGGGAACCAGGCUUAUCAGGAGACCCAGGACCCCCGGGACCCAAGGGCGAGAGAGGGGAACAAGGACCAGCAGGAGAAGCUGGACCAAUGGGGGAGCCGGGAUUAACAGGCACCGCUGGACCUGCUGGGCACCCAGGACCAAAGGGAGUGCAGGGUGCUGCUGGAGCUCAAGGCGCCCCGGGUGUCCAGGGUUCUCCUGGUGAAAAGGGCCCAGAGGGACUUCAGGGCGCGGGCGGCGUGCCGGGUCCAAGAGGACGACCUGGAACAAACGGGGCGCUGGGAAUCCAGGGAGCCCAGGGGCCUCAGGGGCCGCCCGGAGAGUUUGGCCCAGAUGGUCCCAAGGGGAGGUGUGGAGACCCAGGAGCCACCGGACCUGCUGGUCCACCAGGCCAGAAGGGCUCGGCAGGGGAGUCGGGGUUUCCAGGGCUGCCGGGUGCCACAGGACUGUCUGGGUUCAAAGGUCACAAGGGGGGGAAAGGAGAGACGGGCCCUGGAGGACGCCAGGGGGAGCGAGGCACAGAUGGAGAUCCAGGGACUCCCGGUGUACCUGGCGAAAGGGGAGCCAUGGGAAGGAAGGGAGAGACUGGAAUGACAGGUGACUCAGGCCACAGGGGGCCCGAAGGAAAGAAAGGGGACAUGGGCCACAUGGGACCUGCUGGUCCCAGGGGUUUUCUUGGUCAGGACGGGUUGCCGGGGCGACCAGGUCAACCGGGAUAUCCUGGGAAGCCUGGCAAGCCUCCCUCAGAUGAAUAUCUUCUGAAGCUGUGCACUGAUGUUCUGCGUAAUCAGCUCCCAGCACUGCUCCAGUCCUUGGCCCCUCCAGCUAGGUGUGAGCCCUGCCAGAGCAUGGAGGGACCUCCGGGGGAGCCAGGAGCACCAGGCACCAAAGGCUCCACGGGCCCUGCCGGAUACCCUGGCAGGAGGGGCACUCCAGGUUACCCCGGACAUUCUGGAAUGCAGGGUCCUGCAGGCCUAAAAGGUGAUAUGGGGCCAAGAGGGCUCAAAGGCAUUAAAGGAGAAGGUUACCAUGGACCUCCAGGACCACCUGGACAUCCAGGGAUUCAAGGUUCUCGGGGAUUCGAUGGAAUUGGCCAUCCAGGAAGCCAAGGUAUUCCUGGAAAACCUGGAGCACAAGGAGAUCCUGGUAAACGGGGCCAAGCAGGGCCUCCGGGGGUUUGUGAUGUUUCAAUAUGUUAUCAGACCUACAACCUCAGGGAACAUUACAGCAAAGGACCCAACGUCUGAUAACAUAGCAGUGUGGGAAGGGCUCCUGUGAAACAUUACCGAAUCCCUGAUGGACUGAGAGGCGCGUGACCGUUGGCUUCUCCAUGACUGUGUGUGGAGAACAUCUACACUGGAGGCAGAAAUAGCCUCGAUAGUCGACUUUAAGAAAAACAGGAAGGACAUUGGUUCAUGACUGGAAUUCAUGCUUAAAGGCGCUCAGCAGACUAGCCACCCAGCUUACUAAGAUACCAAGCAACUUGGCUUGAUACACUUUUAGACUGGCAAAGUAACAGUUUAGAGGGAGUGUUUUCAGUCAGAGGAGCAACAGUCACGUCACAUUUCAAUGCAACAUGCGUGCACAGAAAACUGAUGCAUCACCUCAACAGAACUAAAGAAAUAUUAAACAAAGUAAACCGUAUUAGAUGAACGAAAUAGCAAAGUUUGAAUGCAUUCCAGUCAAAUAAUCAUGCUUUUCUGUGUGGGCACGUGUGGCAAACAAAGGGGCCUCUUAAUUGAGACUCGACUGUGACUUUGUUGCUGUUGUUCUGUGCAGCGUGCUGACAUAUGAUUGGUUGCCUGGAUAAGCUUCCAAAUGUUUAUAUCUAUGAUGAAUUUCUCAUUCCGUCCAGUUGCUGCUUUCCCUGCUUCUUUUUACUGUCUCAUCAUGUUUACCCUUAUGAAGUUGAACAGUAGACUCUGCAGGGCGAUUCGGUAAAAUGUAUUUGAUUCAAUUCAGUUUGAUCCAGAGUUCGUGGCCAUGGUCACUGAUGCUGAACACUAUGUUCCUGAUGAGAAAUAAAACCGUAUAAAAGUACUACCUACUGACUUAUCAUAUAUUAAUAUCAUAAAGUUGGUUUUGUGUGUUAGCUCCUUACGUUUUUUCUAUGGAUGAUAAUGAGAUAGAAAAGAAAACCUUUUUUCUCUCACAGCUAGAUUGGGUAACCCUCUGUAACUUUUCGUUGGAUUGUGGUAGCCUUUUUCUGUUGUACUUGCUUCUUGGUAAAGGACCCUGGAAGGCUAAAUCCAGAUUAAGCAACAAUAACAUGUAAAGGUGUCCCUCUCCCUGUGAGUGUGCAGAGAAACAACAUGUUUGUAUUUUACAGGGACUAUUCUACUGUUUCUUACUAUUGUUGUUUUUGCUGUGCGUUUCCCUUUUAAAUGGUUGAAAUAUGAUUUUAAUGCGUGAAGAUAUCACACUAAACGUUUUUCCGUAUUGCUUUCUCUUUACUUUCUUUUGCAAGCAUUACAGCAUGUAAAUCUAAAGUGGUUUUAUACAAAUCACUAGACUUGAGUGAUUUCCAGCAGUACAUUGUUUGUCACAUCCAAAAGUACUAAAAAAGAUUGAUGACUCUUCGAUGAUUUAAUAUUCCUGAAACUUUCCCACAGUGUAAAAACCCUGUUUGGCCAUUCAUGUCCUUUGCAGAUCUUAAAAGGACCAAAUUAUAUCCAGUGCAACAUGUGCAUUCAGUUAUGAGCUAUGUUGAGUACAAAGCUGUUUUUUGGCAUCAAAGAGGUUCUGGAUGAACCUGGUUGGACACUGUUAGCUGUGCGGUAGUCUAGCAGCCUGUGCAGAGUGUACCCUGCUUUCGCCCAAUAUCUAAUUAGAUCUGCGCCUGGUCAGGACGCUGACUACGCCGCUUCAUUUUUAUGGAGAAUCUGCCCAAAAACUUGAUAAGAAAUACGAAGGUACGGUUGGGUAAACCACGGCUGUUGGUAGGGGAAAUUACAGGGACCGCAGCGUCAGACUCGUGUGUUUCACACCCUCUAACCUGAACAUAUGUGCAGCGCUACAUCACUGUCAGGUAAUCAUGUAACUGUGCUUUCUGCUCCCGUGUCCAGUUGUUCACUGCAGAACAUUCCAUACUGUGUGAUUCUCAAAUUCAUAUGAUGUCAAGGAUUUGUCGUCUUUAGUUCUUUGACCCGAGUUUUACUCUCGAGUGUUUAAUUUAUUACUGAAGUUUUCAGUGGUGAAUAAACUUCACGAGGAGACACUUGUGUGGAUUAUGUUGCCCUUCCCCUGUAUUUGAAAUGUAUUGAAAAAGUAAUUCCUAAUCUUUUAAACAUUAGGUCUAAAAUACAUAAUAAAUACUGUUAGCUGUGUGUGUGUAAUAUAAAUAUAAAUAUAUAUAUAUAUAAAUCAAUUUCUAUGUAAAAAGUGUGUGGUUGUAAAAUAAUGUUAUUUUGAAAUAAACCUCAAUUAUAUAACAGUGA